CACAGCAACUGCAGUCUUUGUUUUUGGUUUUAUAUCAAAUCAUUCAAAUGCAAAAUAUGCAAUUUAAAUUUGAUAUAUUUUGUUGUUUCACAAUAUUUUAACGCUGUUCCCUUGUGAGAUUUGAGGAGCUGAAGAUGCUUUUAAUAUUGCAAGCCAAUGAUGGAAAGAUCACAUAGACAGGCCUCAAAAGCCAAAAAUCCAAAGUCUAAUGCUCCAAAAUCAAUUCCAGAUCAGCGUAGUGGAGGUAAAGAGAUUGCGUCAGCUGCUUAUGAUGAAUACUUGUGGUUGUUGCAAAAGAGGAAUCGACUUUUAAAAAGACUAAAGACAAAGGAUGAACAGCAGGUUGCCCUGGAGAAGAAAGAACAAGGUUUUUCUGUUUAUAUCAAUGGCGCAAACAGAGAGUUUCCAAGUCUUCCAACAUCAAGACAAACCAAGACAGCAGACGAGCAUUCUUCAUCCAGAAAAUUGUUAGCAAGUGAGCUUGAGUUAAAUGAGGAUGCAAAGGAGAAAAACAGAGCAAAAACUGCUCCAACUAAACUGACCAGAAAGGAAUGGAAACCAAUGGGUUUCAAAAUCAAAACUGACCAGGGUGAAAAAUUGAAAGUAAAGGUUCCAGGCAACAUAACAGGAAUUUAUAGUGAAGAUUUUGAUGAAGUAGCAGAUGAUGUCAGUGAGAGUGAAGAAUCAGAGAUGAGUGAUGGAGAUAGCGAUGAUGAAGAUGAUGAAGUUCAAGAAUUGUCUUUGAGUUUCAAUGAUGUUCCUAAACUUAGAAGAAGCUUAGAAAGGGACAGUAGAAUACAAGAGAGUAUCCAGACUGUCAUUGAGUGUGACUCCUUUAUCGAAAGUGACGAGGAUAAACCACUUGAUGCUCUUGCUCUCAAGGACAUUGAGGAUGAAGAUGAGAUAGAAGAGGAUAUCAAAGAUGAUGAUGAUGAACAUGAAGAGAUAGAAGAGGAUAUUGAGACUGCUGAUACAAGCCUUGACUUAAGAGAUGUUCUUAAAGAUGUUCCACAGUUGAGGGGAAGUUAUGUGAUAUAUGAGGACACAGCGGACGAAGCUUUGCGAUCAGCCAGACCUGUGAUUGGUCAGAAUAUAAAACCUGAGGAAGACACAAUUGUUCUGUCGUUUUCUAAAGCUUCAAACACCCGUGGACCGCAGCCGUUGUCAAAAACUUCACGGAAGAAACAAGAGUCUGGUUUAGUUCACAGUUCUCAGGAUGUUUUCAACGCUGUUGCAUUGGAGAACAACCAAGCUGAAUUUUAUAGAGAUUCUUCAAAGCGUACAGGUCAUUCCGGUAAAAUAGAUACAUCGAAAACAGGCAGUGAAUUGACCAAUCCGAUAAGCGAUGAAACGGUCGCCAUGGUUACGAAGAAAGUCCGCACUAUGAACGCUAGUCAACAGAAACAGCUGAUGGAUCUGUUAGCGAAGUUGGAUCCAACUGCCGCAGAAAGUAUCUCAGCUGCCACGAGAGUGCAGCCAUCAAUUGCGUUUGGGUCUUCAGAAUCAUCACCAACACAAUCUUUGUCACCAAGAGAAGAUGUUGGCUCAUCCAGAGAAGAUCUUUGGGAAAUCAGGGAGGCACCGUUAUUGGAUAAAAACAACUUCUUGGAAGUGCUUUUAGAAAUACGAUCGAACUGGGGCCACCCUUCAGAUGUUGGCCUCACGGAGGUCCAGUUUUUCGACAAAAAUGGUUUGCUUAUAAAUGUCCCCAAAAAUGAAAUCAGUUCAUCAAACAAAGACAGAUUCGAAACCUCUUUAUCAAAUCUGGUCAUUGGAAAAACAAAGACUACCAAUGGCAGAUUUAUGUGGAAGUGUCCGUACACAACGGGGGAAGUGAUCUCCUUGACAUUUAAAGUACCGUGCGAGUGGGAGGCUGGGGAGCACAACAUAAGCAGGAUCAAAGUUUGGAAUUAUAACAAGAAAAUGAAGGACUUGAGUAUUGGGGCUAAGGAAGUGAGAAUUUUCACAAGCGGAAGUUUGGCCUGGGAUGGUGUCAUUGAUAAGGGUUGUGGCAAUCAGAUAUACGAUUAUGCCGAAGAGAUUAAUUUGAAAUCCACCAGAGAGAAUCGAGGAAAUACUGAGGGACACGAUUCUGACAUGGUUGUUCAUCGUGAGUCGCCCACGUUUCAUCCUGGUGAAGAUGCACCUAGAUCUCCCGAUAUUGUCAUAGAUUCAUCCAUCAUAAUGCCCUCACGAAACAAAGGACCAAAACCAAUUUUACAAUCAGAUGGAUCUCGUGAGAUUGCCAUGGAGGAUAAAGAUGAAAUUUCACACGCGGAACAACUCUUGAAACUCACGGAUGACUGUUUACGUCAUUAUAGGACGGAAACCUUUAAAUUUCCAAAGAAACCACCUUGGUUGGACGAAAUGAAGGAUAAACGAUCUUCCUCAAGUCGUGUUCAAUCCACUCAUCCACAUACUCCUGUAAACUGGUUAGAUCAACCAGAAAAUGAUAAAAGAAAAGACCUGGAAUCCGGGAUUGCAGACGAUCUUAGCCUGUUGGAGCAACCCAGGACUCGUUCAAGGCCGACGAGUGGACGACGGAGCAGUCGAAACCAGACUCCUGACAGUUCAAAGAGCUCAAGAAGAACAACUCCUCGUCCUGAAAGCGGCAGACGCAGUGUGGAACAAACACAAGAACCCUUGGAAUUACACGAACAACUAACAAAACUAUGUGUUGGGGAUGCAUCAUCACCUGAAGAGAAUCCUGUUGAACAAGAAAAAUGGCUGGAGGAAUCUCUCAACUCUCUCUCGCAGUUCAGACGCUGUCACCAAGGAAGGAUAACGCCUUCGAAUAAAAUUGAAAUCGAUCGUCAAGGAGAUGCCCUCGAUGAUAUACUUAGACAAAGUGAAGAUGAGAAUGAAAACUCCAGUCCGACGGAUGAUUUCAUCAUUCCUGAGCUGCCAACGGGUCGACGUCUUGUCAUAAACAUUCUCACAACCUGGGGAGAUCAAUACUAUGUGGGUUUGAACGGUAUUGAGGUGUUCAGCAGCUCUGGUAAACCUGUGCAAAUUUCGAAGAUAACCGCCGAUCCUUCAGACAUCAACAUUCUUCCGGAAUACAGCAAGGAUCCACGAGUUGUGUCGAACCUGAUUGAUGGAGUGUAUUUUACCAGGGAUGACAUGCACCUGUGGUUGGCUCCAUUCACUGAGGGAAGAAAUCAUCUUAUUACUAUGGAUUUCAAAGAUUCCUCAACAUUGGCUAUGAUACGAAUAUGGAACUACAAUAAAUCCAGAAUCCAUUCAUUUCGUGGUGUCAAAGAUGUCGAGAUUUUUCUAGAUGACAAUUUGAUCUUUCGAGGAGAGAUGGCGAGAGCGAGUGGAGAGCUUGGAUCAUCGGAGACGUUCGGAGAUACGAUCCUGUUUACAGUAAAUGAAGAGAUUCUUGAAGCAAUGGCUGCCAAUGAUCAGACGUACGAACCAGACAUUGACGAUGACGAGGAUUUCUUACAGACAAGUAAUAACUUCAGACGACCCGUGACCGCUGACACUGGUGCUGAGAUGGAAUCGUUAGAAAGGCCAUUUACCUGCCCCAAAGAACGGAGAAAGCCAACGUUGGAAGCCACGUAUCCAAAUAAAGUUAUUGAAGAAGACUUUACUGAUGGAUUCGUCGACGAGGGUAGCGGGAACGUUUUUGGACAAGUCCUGGAGUUAAACCUGGUCGAGACGUGGGGUGAUAUAUAUUACCUUGGUCUGUCAGGACUACAAAUUCUUGGUAGCCAAGGCGAGAUCAUUGAUAUCACAUUAGAUAUGCUCCAGGCGUGUCCAAAGGAUCUCAAUGAUUUACCAGAAUAUGAAGAUGAUGAUCGGACAUUAGACAAGUUAUUGGAUGGUGUUAACGUGACGAUGUCAGACGAACACAUGUGGCUGAUUCCAUUCGUUCUUGGGGAAAAUCAUCUUCUUACAGUCAGUUUAAAACAACCAAUGGAGAUCACUGGACUGCGUGUGUGGAACUACAAUAAAUCGCCUGAGAGCACUUAUAGAGGGGUUAAAAGAAUAUAUGUGAAACUUGAUGGGCGAAAACUCGGAAACAAAGAAGGAAUUUUAGUCAGAAAAGGUCCUGGUCAUUGCAACUUUGAUUUUGGUCAAGAGAUCUCAUUCGUAAAGUCGCCGAGGAAACCUGAAAUAAAACAAGUUUAUACACCAACUCAAAACAAAGGCGACUGUGAACUUACAGUUAAACCUUGUGGCUUCGUGUUUCAGUUCCAGCUGUUCGGAUCAUGGGGUGAUCCAUAUUAUCUUGGCCUCAAUGGCUUGCAGUUUUUUGAUGAAGAUGGGAAACUUAUUGAACUAAGUCAGAAGAAUGUCACAGCAUACCCUGACAGUGUCAAUGUGUUAGAAGGAGUAAAGGAUGAUGUGAGAACACCAGCAAAAUUAAUCGACGGAAUCAAUGACACUGACGAUGGCAGACACAUGUGGUUGGCUCCUGUCUUUCCAGGAAUGACUAACUUAUUAUACGUGGUAUUCGACCAGCCGACCACAAUAUCAAUGAUCAAACUCUGGAAUUAUCGCAAAACACCAAUUCGUGGAGUUCGACAAUUUUCGAUUCUUGUUGAUGACUUGCUGGUGUUCAAUGGUAUUCUUCCUCAAGUACCAACAGGAUCCAGAGGCAUUCUACCAAACAUGAAUAUCCCAGUGCCGCAUGCUGCUAUCCUGUUCACAGAUGAUGAAACUAUCAGAAGAAAGGAGAAGUCUUUUGUUAUCAAUGGUGGCGGAUUUUUUGAGAGUCAGGAAGUGGCUUUGGUGAAUGACAAGAGAGAUUUUCAAGAUUUUCAGGAAGAAAAGAAAAAUAAAGAAGUUGAUCAAGCUAUGCGUCCAAAAACCAGCGUGACUCAUUUCUCUCGAACAAGGAGAUGACGGAAGAAAACUUUCAUAAACUGAACAUAUUAAUGUACAUUGUAAAUAUAUUAUUCAGCAAAACAUACAUAUUAUUUAUAGCUAGAUAAAUAUUCUAAUAAUUUUUAUUUGUUGUAUAUAUAACAUGUAAAUCCAAUAUA
Dendronephthya gigantea is the source of this 4997-nucleotide messenger RNA. Its product is annotated as protein KIAA0556-like. The record is from RefSeq and is a predicted model, not a curated record. Lineage: Eukaryota; Metazoa; Cnidaria; Anthozoa; Malacalcyonacea; Nephtheidae.